AUGCCAACUGUAAAAACAAGAUUACCCCAGGCGAGUAGAAAUAAAAAUUCGGAAUCUCGCAUUGAUGUUAAAUCAGUCUGUCCCACGGAUUCUGGGGGGGACAAACAUUUGGCGAAGAGAAAGACAAACUCUACGAUGUAUGUUGCCACAUACAAUGCACGAUCGCUGUUGUCAGAAGAACGAUUGACAGAACUCGAAUAUGAACUCGAUCACAUCAAGUGGGAUGUGGUUGGCCUCUGCGAAAUCAGAAGGCGUGGCGAACACUUAGUUAACUUGAAAUCCGGACACAGCUUCUACUUCGUGGGAGACGAGAAUAGCUCUUUUGGUGGAACCAGCUUUCUAAUACACAAACGACAUAGACAAAACAUCGUGUCUCUCAAGAAAAUCUCAAACAGGGUUGUAUAUCUGGUUCUCAGGCUCAGCACCAGAUAUGAAAUCAAGAUCAUUCAGGUCUACGCACCGACGACCGAUCAUCCCGAUGAAGAGGUGGAUAUAUUCUAUGACGAUGUGGAUUUUGCUCUUAAAGACGAACGAACACACUUUACUAUUUUGCGCGGAGACUUUAAUGCCAAAAUGGGAACAAAGUCCUAUCCUACGGAGACUUCACUGGGGGGUUUCGGUCUGGGGGACAGAAAUGAGCGUGGGGAAACACUGCUCGGUUUCUUACUGCAAAACAACUUGUUUCAAAUGAAUAGUUUCUUUCAAAAAAGGUCUGCUAGAAAAUGGACAUGGAAAAGCCCGGACGGGCGAACUAAGAAUGAAAUAGACUUCAUCAUUACCGAUAAAAGGCAUAUAGUUAAAGACCUGACGGUGUUGAAUAAACUAACCACAAGAAGCGACCAUCGACUAGUGCGAGCCAGAAUUGAACUUAACACAGGAAAAGAACGCCUUAAAAUGAUUAAAAAGGCUGGUAGUAGAUCAUGGACAAAGCCGGCAGAUUUAGAAGGUUUCCAGCGCUGUAUCACAGAACAGCUACAGGAUUACACGCAGGAGAACAGUAUUGACGGUUUAAACGAAAACAUCACAAAUGCGUUGUUAGAGAGUCAAAACAGGUACUGCCCCAAGACACAAAGAGAAGAAAAACUCAGUAAAUUUACCAAGAGACUUAUGGAUAAAAGACGGGCCACGAGAAGUGAACAGCUGACUACUGUCGACGAAUUAAGAGAUAUAAACAAACAGAUAUCAAAGGCCAUUAGAAAAUAA
Sitophilus oryzae (rice weevil) is the source of this 1203-nucleotide messenger RNA. RefSeq names its product craniofacial development protein 2-like. The transcript has 2 exons. Gene Ontology annotation, biological process: chromatin remodeling. The record is from RefSeq and is a predicted model, not a curated record. NCBI's taxonomy places the organism in Eukaryota, Metazoa, Arthropoda, Insecta, Coleoptera, Curculionidae. Gene Ontology annotation, cellular component: nucleus. Gene Ontology annotation, molecular function: catalytic activity. The coding region runs from base 1 to 1203 and encodes 400 amino acids.